Messenger RNA from Planococcus citri (citrus mealybug), 2258 nucleotides. Its product is annotated as neprilysin-11-like. The record is from RefSeq and is a predicted model, not a curated record. Gene Ontology annotation, cellular component: plasma membrane. Gene Ontology annotation, biological process: protein processing. NCBI's taxonomy places the organism in Eukaryota, Metazoa, Arthropoda, Insecta, Hemiptera, Pseudococcidae. The transcript is spliced from 18 exons. The coding region runs from base 322 to 2127 and encodes 601 amino acids. Gene Ontology annotation, molecular function: metalloendopeptidase activity.
AUUUUAGUUUUGCCGCUAUUAAGCUCAAUUCCACUCGUAUCAACUCAGAACGUCGCCGAUCAUAAAAAAACGUGCCGUACAAAAGAAUGUCUAUCUGCAGCUCAAUAUUUGAACGAAUCGAUCGACUUCAACGCAGAUCCUUGCGAUGAUUUCUACAAAUAUGCGUGCGGAAAUUGGCCUCAUGUUCAUGGCCAUUUACAAGAAGCGAUUUUAUUACGAAAAUACGAAAAUAGGGAGGAAAUUCUAGAUUUUCUCAAACAGAAUAACACCGAAUACGAACCAAAAGCCGUCCAUAAAGCAAGAAAAUUUUUCUCCUUAUGCAUGAACAAAGCUGCUAAUACUUGUGCGAGUAAUAACACAAUGUAUCCACUUUCGAACAUCCUACAUACAUUGGGCAUAUCAAUGCUUCGGAACGAAAGUGAAACGGAUUACACAACAAUGUUAGCUAGAGCAUCGAAAUUGGUUGGAAUCGAUAUGUAUUUCUCACUAGGAACGAGCUCAAAUCCGCACAAUCGAACAGAAAAUAUGAUUGUAUUAACGUACCCAGAAAACGAAUCAAAAGCUAAGAACACCAUUUUGCACCCGUCAAGCAUAGCAAGUAGACCGAGAACAGUAGUAGGAAAGAUAACUGAUCACCAAUUCAUAGAUAGAAUGAAACGUAGCACGAGCCCCGAAUUAGAUAAAAUGGAUAAUAAUAAGACUACGGAACAACAUGAGCAGAUGAGAAAUAAAUCAAGUACUGCAUUCACCAUAUUAUACACUCUGAAACAACUACAAGAUUUAACUGACGGCAUUGCCAUUGAAGCAAAUACAACAAUUCCUCAGUUGAACUGGACGAGGUACAUUGAAGAACUUUACACUGGUUUGGAUAACGUAACAUUAGAUCUUAAUGACCCAACCAAAGUUAAAAUUUCCAUUUAUGAUUUGGAUUACAUCCAAAAAGUAAUACAUCUGAUUUACGAAAUGCAAAGUGUGAAAAAAAUCGUUGAUAAACUUCGGAAAAAAGUUGUAGGCCUAAUUUCUCAUUUAGAAUACUGCGUUUACCCGUAUUUCUCGUACAACUACAAACACACAAUCACUAUACCAACAGAAUUACACUGUGUUAAGAAGACCAUUGAAUCAUUAGAUAUGGCAGUUAGUUACGUUUAUACCACGAAGAAAAAAUACCGCAAAGCCAAGAUCAUAGUUGGUGAAAUGUUUGUUCGUAUUCGAGAUAGUCUCGAACAAAUUAUGCAGAAAGCAGAAUGGUUGGAUGAUAAAACUAAAAUAAGAGCGCUGAAGAAAUUGCAGUCCAUGAAAGCUCGUAUUGCCUAUCCAGAUAUGAUCGAGUCACCACAUGAACUGAACUACUUAUACAAAAAUGUGCAAUUAUACAACACCUUCUACGACACAGUGAUUUCAAGAAUUCAGAGAGAUCGAAAAUCAAAUUUAAACCGGUUGAAUCAAAUAAAUGACUUGAGUAUAGACGACUGGAAUGAUAAAAGCCCAAGCGCCGUAAAUUCUUUUUAUGAUAUAUUGAAAAAUACCAUGACGAUUCCAGCUGGCAUACUUGGAUCACCAAUGUAUAGCAACAGUUUAAAAGCCCUGGAUUAUGGAGGAAUAGGUUCAUUUAUAGGUCAUGAAAUAACUCACGCAUUUGACAACACAGGACGACAUUACAACGAGAUAGGAAUUUUCGAAAACUGGUGGACAGAAGAGACUUCAAAAAUAUACGAUGAAAAAGCCAAAUGUUUUGUUGAAGCGUAUGAAAAUUAUAGUACCAGCACUGGGAACGUCGCCCAAAAGCAUGACAGUAAAGAAACCUUAGGGGAGGAUAUCUCGGAUAAUGGUGGAUUCAAGGAAGCACUCUACGCGUACAAAAAGUAUAUAUCAGAAUAUGGAGAUGAACCGAUUCUUCCGCUGUUUGAGAAUUUUACUCACGAACAGCUCUUCACACUUUCGUUUGCUAAUGCAUGGUGUGAGAAUCCGACGAUGGAUUCUGCGGAAGCAUCUCAGUUCGAUGAGCAUAGCCCGAAAGGUGUUCGCGUGAACGGAGUACUCUCGAACUCCAAAGAAUUUCCUGAGAUUUGGAAAUGUCCAAAAGGUAGCAGAAUGAACCCGAAUAAAGAAAAAUGCUCAAUAUGGUGAUUUUUCAAAUAGCAUAUUUAUCUACCUAAGAUGAUGCAAUAUUGUAAAUACCUAGACCUACCGUAUCUGUCUUUACUGACUUAUAUUCCAAUUUCCAUACAAACUCUAAUAAAAAUUAAGUCAGAUCUUUC